UGGCAUCUCUACUUUUAAGGUGACAGGACGCUCAACCCGGAUGUGACUGACGAGCACUUCCGUGUCAUCGGCCCGCUGAGCUGGCCGAUCGGUAACCGUGCGAGGUGAGCAGUGCAAGAUGAAUGCGGGCGGUUGGCUAAUGGUGUGCGGCUUGGCUCUCCUGACCGUUAGCCUUCCGUCGGACGCUUGGGACGCAGACCUGGAGCUUCUGGAUCUGGUCGAGGAGAUCCCGGACACCUUCUACCGCUUCAUGUCGCUCGAGCAGGAUGCAUCGGCAUCAGAAAUCAAAAAGGCCUAUCGCCGCCUGUCACUCGUUUUGCAUCCUGACAAGAACAAAGAUGAAAAUGCUGAGACGCAGUUCCGACAGCUGGUGGCCAUUUACGAAGUCCUGAAGGAUGACGAGAGACGACGCAGGUACGAUGACAUCCUGGUAAACGGACUUCCUGAUUGGCGGCAACCCGUCUUCUACUACCGCCGCGUGAGGAAGAUGAGCAACAGCGAGCUGGCCUUCCUGCUCUUCAUCAUCAUCACCGUCGGCCACUACGCCGUCAUCUGGUCCGUCUACCUGGAGAAGCUGCUGGAUGAAAUGCUGGCCAAAAAGAAGAGAGAAAAGAAGAAGAAGAUCAACGCCAAAGACGAAGUUAAGAACGGUGCAACCGACCGACCUGACAGGGCUCAGGAGCGCCCCCAGUGGCAGGACAUUCUUCCUUUUAAAGUCAGCAUGUGGAUCUACCUGUCAAUCAAACACAUGCCCCAAACCCUGCAGGAGGUGCAGCAAUACUAUGAAGACUACAAGCUGAUGAAGAAGGAGCAGCAAAGAGAAGAGGAAGAGCAAGAAAAAGCUCAACAGGAAGUUGCGAGCAGAGAGAAGCGGACAAAGGUGAAGAAGCCAAAGAUGGACUUCCCCGUUUACCAGCCGACGGCAGACGAGGCGAACCUUCAAAGUUACCAGCAGACCGGAUCCAUCCAGGAAGUGGAAGAGCAGCUGGACCAAUGGCUGCAGGAGCAGAGGCCCGUCAGGAAGCAGGCGACGGAGUGGAGCGAGGAGGACAUCAGCCUACUAAGCAGACUGAUGGGAAAAUUCCCCGGAGGAACGCCGGGUCGCUGGGACAAAAUCGCGCACGAGCUGGGGAGAUCCGUGACAGAUGUGACCACCAAAGUCAAACAAGCCAAAGACCCCGCCCACCUCAGCACAGGUCUGGUGAAGCUGUCCGAGUUGAAGGGGCCGUCUCUUCCCGCGAAGUCGCUUUCCGUUUGUGACGCCAUUACGAUACGCGGAGCGGGCGUGGACGACAAGGGGCAGUGCCAAAACGAACAAGUUGCGGCGGUCAAACGGAGGAACAGGAAGUGUGCGGUUGCGGCCGACGAGGGGGAGGCGGGGCGCCUCAGGUCCCGGCGGCAGAAAGACUUCAACCCCGAUGAGGUGGACGACGAGGAGGAGCCUGUAUCGGCGCAGGAGAACAAGGACAAGGCGGAGGUGGCGGCGGCAGCGUGGACUCAGAACCAGCAGAAGCUUCUGGAACUGGCCCUGCAGCAGUUUCCCAGAGGAAGUGCCGAGCGAUGGGAUCGCAUCGCCAAAGUGGUUCCUGGGAAAAGCAAGGAGGACUGCAUGAUUCGUUACAAGAUGUUGGCAGAGCUGGUCCUAAAAAGGAAACAAGCAAAGAGCUGAUGAAGCCCGACACCACCUCCGAGUGUGACCGUUCACCCCAAAAAACACGCUCACAGUUUUUUGUGUUGCAACACGAUGGACCUCAUUUCUUCAUGUGCCUUAGACCCUCCAGGCAUGCUGCCUAUUAAUCAAAUGUUUGAUUCAUAAUUAAAAAUAUUUAUUAUCAAA
Hippocampus zosterae (dwarf seahorse) is the source of this 1837-nucleotide messenger RNA. RefSeq names its product DnaJ (Hsp40) homolog, subfamily C, member 1 (gene dnajc1). Gene Ontology annotation, cellular component: endomembrane system. The transcript has 12 exons. Lineage: Eukaryota; Metazoa; Chordata; Actinopteri; Syngnathiformes; Syngnathidae. The record is from RefSeq and is a predicted model, not a curated record. Bases 119 to 1669 code for a protein of 516 amino acids.